This is a messenger RNA of Paramuricea clavata, 18896 nucleotides long. The record is from the annotation of a GenBank genome assembly. Lineage: Eukaryota; Metazoa; Cnidaria; Anthozoa; Malacalcyonacea; Plexauridae.
AUGGCUGAGGAUGAUAUAAGGCUGGAAGAUAGUCUGCCGGAAUACGGAUGGCGGGUAAAGCUUGAUCAUACUUUUCCACAAAAACCUCGGCCAAGCAAAUUGCCUCGAUGGAGACAGCUACCGAAAUUAGUCGGUCUUGGCUACCGGUAAUAUUUUACUGUGAAUUUUUUUCUUUAUAAGUUACGCUCAUACGCGGCCGAAUAUAAUUUCGAAACCGUGUCACAAUUUUUUUUGGAAUUCACAAGGGACUCAUGAAAACAACUUCGAGCGAUCAAUAUAGCUAGAUCCGUUCGAGUCUCCGUGUGUACAAAUUAAACCGAAUAAAUUUGCUAUUCUCAGAUAUAUAUCUAGCUAUAUCAAGUGUUGUAUUUUAGAUUCAUGAAAUAUGCUACGAAAGAAAAAAAAGAGGGAAGAGUGCCUUUUAUAGAUCCUUACAAAAUGAAUCCGUGCCGUCAAGUAUACGGUGAGAAACAUUAAACUUUCGUUAUACUGUUUGUGUAUAUAUAAAUAUAUAAGCACUUAUAUAGGAAGACAGAUUUUUCUAUAGCGUAGCGUAUAUCUGUUUUAUGCGUAAGCUUAAUGUAUCAAUGCAUAUUGUUGGACACGGUAAUUAUAUAUGAGCGAGAAAAGUAUAUAAGAAUGGCGACAUAGCCAAUGUAACAGUUUCGAAAUAAUGCCCAAAAUGUUGAAUAAUAGCGACAAUUUGUUUGCGUGAAUGUAUUCAAAAGGAUUAUGCAAAAUAGAUUGUAUGUUUACAUGCAAAUUCUUGUCAAAAAUAUACAUUCCACACAAAAUAUUUGACAAAUGAAUUAACCGACAUUAAAACUUCAAAAGGUAUUUUUGUUUUAGGAUAUAAAAGAAGUCAUUUAUGCUAAACAAUUGCAGUAUAUAAACUUAUAAGGUUCGAGCAUUUAGUUCGAAGUAAAAAUAGCUCAACACUAUACCAUUGUUUCUCCUUGUGAUUUAGCGGCGAGGGCCGCGCGGCUCUCAAAUUACAGUCGCGGACGACGAUGGGAAUCAAGAAAUCUAUUUUAUGUGGCCAAACUAUACGACAUUAACAAAGAAACAUGUUGAAAAAUUGCAUGCAAACGGUAAAAAAUAACUGCUGAACUCUACCCAAUUACAAUUAUAAUCCUCGCAACGCGUCUAACUGCUACAGCGGCCUAUUAUAUUUACGUAGCCUAUAUUUCAACCUACUUUUUUGAUUCAUAACUAAAUUUUAUAUAGUUUAUUAACUACAUAUAAAUCAACUAUUUGCGUAUUUUAUAAAAUGGACGAGUUCACAGUACCCCAUACAUUGAUAACAAUCUGUGUGUAGGCAAAAUACGUCGUUUUGAUUGGCCAUUUUUAAUUACGACAGAUGUUUGAGGUCGUCCUGAGCACAACGUGCCCAAGUCAAUAUACUUUACAUUUCGGCGAGUGAGCAUCAAUUAGGAAUAGUAAAAAAAACAUGCAGUUCUGUCAUUAAUAUCUUUACUUUGCUUCGACGUAAUGAAUUGUGGUUCUGAGUAACAGCAGGAUAAUUUUUUUUAUAAAAUGUCAAUUUGGGUGCAUGAAGCAUCGUGUUUAUAUUUGCUAUUAUGCUUGCUGUUAUGUUUCUCUAUGUAGUGAGAAUAGCCUUUUAAAAAAAUUAGCUUUUCUGAUCUAUAAAACACUAUAUCCUUAUACGCAGUUAAAGCAAAAUCUCAGCAAGAUAUUCCACAAUGCUUAUAAUCAUUUAUUGAAAACUAUAUCAAACUUUGCGUUCCGGUUAAGCGUUUUUCAUACGUACCUGUACGCACGGCAAUGUUUAUGUCUUUAAAAAAUUUAUAUCAUAAGUACUAAUUACCUCCACAAACAGACAUUAAACUGAUACGCAAAACUAAAUUCCAUCCUUUAAUGGAUUUAAACCUACACAUACGAACUGCGCAGUCAAAACUGACCCGUUCUGCGACGCGAUAUGAAGUAGUCAAGAUUGGACGAUUAGGACCAUAACGUUCACAUUCGUCGGAGCGGUUUGAAAAUGGCGUAGAAAAGUCACAAUUCGCUGUCGCUUUCACACUACGCAGGAGCGAAAUUAUUUGAAAACGUCACUUAUAAACGGAGCCGACCGAGCGAGAUGAAAACGGGAGCGCUUGACGGUUCUGGCCGCUGUGCGAACACAAACGCCGUUACUUUUUUGUACCGCGCUUGCAAACUAAGCAGGUCUCAGGUCUCAAAACAAUAAGUUCGAAUGCUUUUCGUUUAAACUUCUUUGCUCUAUUAGAAACAUUUUGGGUUUACACGAGUGGCGUAUAGUGCCGAUAAAAAAUUGCUAAAGUGAAAAAUAAUAAGAAUACUAAGGUGAAGAAAGAUAAAAAAGAUGCUAAACUGUUCAUACGUUUAGAGACCGUACUCAAAUUGUUAAGGCGGCAAAAGUGACGUUUUCAAACAAUUUCGCUCCAGCGCCGUGUGAAGUAUGCGGCUAUGUGAUCAGUCUGGCGUACUGUGAACGUAUUCUAAAACAUGCCUAUCAAAGUGUUUAAUAUUCAGUCAAGUAGCCCAACUUCAUGUCAUGAUAUAUCGAUUGGCCAUUUGGAUGCGCAGUCGAGUCCACAAGCAUGAACUACAUGGCUAAGCUUCAUUAAAUUCUUGUUACUUGUAACAUUGCAACAUGCACCGGCCGCUCUUGUGCUUUUCAAGCAAUUUGAUUGGUUACUCAGGUCAGUCUCAGCACUGGAUAUCCUUGCCCUGGAUAUCCUUGCCCGGACAGAAACAAAAUGGCUUCCCGUUUCGUUCCGGUUAAAAGCGAGCAAAUUUUUGUACUAAACGAAGCUGCCGUUCCGUCAAACACAUGAGGAGAGCCAAAAAGUUUUGUUUAACAGUGUGUAGAGGUAUUCUUUAAACUAUUUCUAGUGAAUAAAAUUACUAACAGCUUGUAAAUACUAUUUUGUUUACAACCUCGUUUACAACUAUUACGGGAGAUGAAAUACAAAUUGUCAGUUUAAAAAUAUAUAUGGAUUGUUGUUCUUGUGCGGUUGUCUCCACUCCCUAAAUUGGUCUAACUCAACAUGAUUUAAUUAUAACAGUCAUGUUGCAAUAAUUGGGUUCCCAACAGGGGUGCCACUCGGUGGGAUUGGAUGUGGUUCUAUUGGUCGUGGUUGGAAGGGAGAUUUCAAUCGCUGGCAGUUAACACCUGGAAUGUAUUCGUAUGAUGAUGUACACGCAGAUCAGGUAUGAAGAUGAGAUUGCGCAAAGCAUGCUUUCCAAAUUUUUAUCCAUCACUUGAUAGUACCUUGAAAAUGAUGAAGAAUGACCUUAUAAUUUAACAGUUUAUUGAUACAGAGCUCAUUCCGUGUGUUGUUGUGUUAUAACACCACUAUAUAUAGUUGUGUUUAAGAUGGCGCGCAGCAAAAAGAAGCUCUAAUAUAUAUCUCGAUUCAACGAAAUUAAAUGAAAUUUGGUAGAGUAGUUAGUGCAACUAAGCUAACAUUUUCAACGUUUGUGUGGUUGUCAUAGCAACACACUAGUUACCAGGUCUCCCUCGUCUUAUUUGGUAAUUUUACUUAAUUAGUAAUUUUAUUCAAUUCAAUAGUUCAUAUACAUAUUCACCACAGCACCUUUAAAAACGAUAAUAUCACAAAACAGGGAUAAAUAUAAUUACACAUGAGCCUUUCUAAUAAAUCUUGAUGUAUUUACAGUUUGUCGUUUGUAUAAGAAGAAAAGGAAAAACCGUAUAUCAGGUAAGAUAAAAAAAUAUCUACACAAAAGUCUCAUGAACCACUGACUGGGUAAAGAUAUGUAUACUACGUUAGAAACUUAUUAAUUAAGACGUUUCAACCAAGAAAUUAAUUCAACGAUGUGACCCUGAAUACAGACAAUCCUAUAGGAGUGUAGAGGGGUUUUGGAGAUGGAAAUUUCGUGUGAAUUUUUAUACAUUUAUUAGACAUGGAACAAUUGCGAAAAACGGCUCAUGCAUACCUUUUAUAUUUAUUUACUAUAUAUUUCAAUAAAAAUUAUGAAGCAUAAAUUAUUAUCUAAACAGUUCAACAUGUCCUAAAAGGCUAAAAUUUGUCCUAAACCUUGGCUCAAAGACUCGUAUAUAGGCUGACUUAAAUACUUAAUGAUUGCUCACUUGACGUUUGGACUGCCUUUGAAUCUGUGCUGGAAGCCGCAAUUUCUUAUCCUAUACUAUUAAUAUAUUUUAACCAUAUAUUUUGAAUCCUGGCUGCAGUUUUAGUAUUUUUCGUUUAAUUAACCAACCAUGUUGCUCUUUCGGUCAAAUGCAUGCAUGGUGAUAUUGUUUUCCUUUUAGAACUGGCCCAAGUUAAAAUUACUUCACUACUCUUUCAGAAAUAAUUUGGAAGAAUGCGAUGUUAUUUCAAAACCGUGCACAGAUUCGGGAAGGACCAUAUUUAGUCCUCACAGUCAAAUCGUCACAUUUGGCAUCUUUUGUAUCUUUUUACGUGAGACGUUAUAUGAUAAAUUGACUUGAAUUGACUUUUUAAACUAUAGCAAGUACUAUCUCCACAAUGUACGUCUAAUGGUCUCUUAUACGGACACAACUUGAAAUCAUGGAACUGGGGAUUCAAUGGUGCAAACGCAAUCUACCACGCAUUGUACCCAAGAGCAUGGACGGUGUAUGAAAUACCAUCACAGCGAAUACGAUUAAUCUGCAGGCAAAUAUCUCCUGUCUUCCCAAAUGACUAUAAGGUAAAAUUUACGUCAUUUAUUACUUGUAUAUACCAUUAAUCUUCUAUUAUGCAUCCCGAAGGUUUUAUUAUUAUUUAAACUUAUUUAGACACGCGGUAGCCUUUUAGUUGCCUGAUUUUCAAAGGUCCGUGCGGUUCACAAAAGUAGAGAAAAAUGUAACCUAUUUACAACAAUAUUUAAAAAUGUACAAUAACUUUCUUUGCUAUAUAUAUAUAUAUAUAUAUAUAUAUAUAUAUAUAUAUAUAUAUAUAUAUAUAUAUAUAUAUAUAUAUAUAUAUAUAUGUAAGUUAUAUAAUAUAGUAUUAUAGUAAUGUGUGCUUAGCUUGUGAGGUGUGCUUGGCUUGUAAGGGCGUUUCUCUUUUGGUUGUCAGUGUCAACCUUUAAACGAGUCUAUGGAGAGCCUCUCGUAUUUGCUAGAUAAGUUAUAUGGUAGACAAGUGUUUGGGCAUGGAAAAGCUCUCGUACUUGCUAGAUAAGUUACAUGGUAAACAAGGUUUGGGCACGAUUGUAGUUUUGAGAUUAGUAAUAAUUAAAUAAUAAUUAUAAUGAGUGACAUGUGAACAGUGUCAUUGAUAUUGUGUACUUGUUAGGACACGAGUCUGCCAGUGGCCGUAUUUGUAUGGACAGUUCAAAACUACGGGAAAGAAGAUGCUGAUGUCAGCAUAAUGUUCUCAUUCCAAAGUGGCGAGGGCAAGUUGAAUGAUGUGAGUUACGGACAUUAUAAUGAACCGUUUACAUGCAAAGGAAUUCAAUCAGAAGUUGAGAAUGGCCGUACUGAGGGUAAGUUCCGAAUUAAUUAUGCUUUUCAAUUUAAUAUUUAAUAUGAACCACCAGUGCCAACAUAGCAUUAAGUUCAUUUCAUACACUUCAUUUCGUAUUUUCAUCUGGAACGACUAGCAACAAAUAGCAGCAACGUGCCUCAAAAUCUGACUUCAGUAAAUGUUAAUUGAAAAUAUUCACAUAUAAGUUGCAACACCCAAGACAACGACAGCCAACAUUUCAAAUUAACAUGCGUUGAAAUCAGAUGUUAUUGCAAAUUUGACCAACUUUAUUGCUCCUAUAUUAUUUCACCUUUUUCACCUUCAGGCAUCCAUGAUAACAUUACGAUAUAAUUAUCAUAAUCGUUGAAUAUUUAUAGGUAGCAAGAGUCAUACGGUAACAUGUGACGUCACUGGUGUACUACUUCACAGAAAUAUAGAUCCUGCCUGCACGUAUGUCAUUGCUGCAAAGGCGAAACAUCAGGUAAGAUAUCGAUUUCUGUCGGCUAUAUCCGAGUAGUGUGGUAGUUAUCACCCAUAUUCAAUUAGCCUGCGAACAGGCUCUCUUUGAACUCUCUAAUUCAAUUCAAAGAGCCUGUUCGCAGGCUAAUAUUCAAUGAGCGUCAAAACUAUUAAUCCACUAACUUGAAUGACGAAUAGCUGAGUAGCCCAAGUAUCAGGCCGUGUUUCCGUUCCUUAAACGAAACCGGAGGCCCUUACUCAAACCCAUGUCUAUAGUCGCAUGCAAAAAAGCCAAAAUCCGACUUUUUACCUGAUCUAUCAAACAAAAAAGUUUUAAUCCGUCCCUUUCAUCGGUUAGUGCUAAUUAGGUUAUAGUUAAAUACGAACUUUACUUCCGGUGGAGAGCAACCAGAUAAGUUUUAUAUUAGACUCUAUAGCAUAGAAUAAAGAUCCACAUAGAAGGGCAACUUACGUCGGAAGCUUUGAAGUUUCUGUCCUCGCGCAUGUCGCAUUACGCAUGUUGGCCAUUGAACUAUAAAUAAACUGGAAGGCUAACUCAGGGGGGGAAAUUGAAGCCAGUGCAUUUUAGUUUUUCUGAGUUAUGAGCAGAAAUACUCAACACUGAACGUUGGGCUAUAUAUCAAAUUGAAGCUAUUGAAAAACGCUAUUUGGUGUAGAAAUUUCAAGACUUUAGCUAAAAGGGAAAUAUCAAAAAAUUACAAACAUAAUUACCGAUAAUUUGCCGUUUUGCAGUUGUUUUUGUAUUUUUAAAAUAUUUUUCUUUUCGCUGAAGUCGUGAAAUUUCCACACCAAAUAGAAAUUUUCAAUAGCUUCAAUUUGAUAUAUAGCACGACGUUUGGGGUCAAGUAUUUCUGCUCAUAACUCAGAAAAACUAUUUUGGCUUCAUCAAAUCAUAGGCCUUCAUCAUAGCAGUUAGCCUUCCAGUUUAUUUAUAGUUCAAUGAUGUUGGCCGCCAUUUUCCUAGCCAGUCAAUGACAUUUUCUGGCCAAUAAACACGCUGUACUGGCUGGCUGCUCCGCCUUCUGGCCAGUAAACUGCAUAUUUUUGCAUAAAAAAACGAGGACACGUUGCACCGCUGAGUUGCCCUUCUGUUACUGAUCUUUAUUCUGUGCUCUAUAGUAUUUGUGGUUCAGAUUUGGCCUCCACUACCGCUAUCAUUAACUAAUCGGAUGCGUUUAAUCAAUUAGCCUUUGUCACGAUGAAGAAUAUCCGCCAUUUUUGGGUUGGCAUCUAAUUCUCGUUAUCCAAUGCGGACAAUUAAAACAAUGUGAAAAGCAAUUUUUCAAAAUAAACUAACCAUUCACAAAGCAAAUUUAUCAUCAUUCAUAAAAAAACAAAUCAUAAAAGGUCCUGUUAUGUGGACUUAUUUCGCAGACCUCGGCUGAAAAGCCACCCAAAAAUGGCAGCGUGAGAAAGGCUAAUUCAAUCUAUCAAUCAAUCAAUCAAUCAAUAAUUUAUUCAAAGUACCUACAAUAAUAUUGAGGCCCUUGCAGGAGAUCUGGAGGUUAACCCUAUAUAAAGAUCACCUUUACCUAUUACUAAGUUAAAAUACCUAAAUGUUAAAUUACAAGUACAUGUCCAUGUUCGACUUCAGUUCUCUUUUAAAUUCUCUAAUGUCAUUUACUUCUACAACCGAGCAUGGUAAACUGUUCCAGUCACUGAUAAUCCUUACAAAUAGUCAGUAUUUGUAACAAUUAAUUUUGGGUAGUUUAGGAUACAAGGUGUAUUGGUGGUUAGAUCUUGUCCUCUUGGAGUGUCUAUAUUCUAAAACUUCGCUGAAUAUUAUGCCGGCAUUAAGUUCAAAUACUUGUAGCACUCUACUAGGGAAAGAAACUUUCUACGUUUUUCUAGUGUGUCCCAUUUUAGCAAUUUACAACGUUCGUUGUAUGGCAUUUCGCCUCGUUUCUGUUUCAGAGCAAUUCUCGAUGCUCUUCUUUGAACACGUUCUAGGGCUUUCACGUCUUUAACCAGAUAUGGCGACCAAACUGGCGCUGCGUAUUCCAAGACAGGUCUCACCAAGGAUUUAUAUAAUGUGGAAAAAAUGCUCGUACUUGAAAAACCGAUAGUCCGUUUAAUUAAACCAACAAUGCGGUUAGCUUUCUUAACUGUCGAGGCAACCUGAGGCAACCCGAAUCAACCAAUCAGAUGCGUAUUCAACCAGUGAGAAGUAGCGACAGUGGUGGAGGAAUCUAAAUCUCCCUAUUUGCAUAUUGUCUUCAUAUAGGGCAAAAACCAGCUUGUCCGUGUGACAUGGAAAACCGUAUUUAAUGCAAAAAGUCCUGGACGACGACUUUGGCAGGAUUUGCAUGAAGAUGGCAUGCUAUCAUCCAAUCCAGGUAACAAGUAUGCAAUUUGAUUUAGAUGGUUCCUAUUGAUGACAUUUGAAAUAACUACCCUGGUUAAUAGUAUAGUCUGGAAACUCUGCCAAAAUCUUUGAUUUUUAGUGCUUAUUUAUUGUUUUAUUGUUAUUUUUAAAAGACCGUUUUGGGAGCGAUCAUAAGCAAAAAUUACUGAACUUCAGAUAUCAUUUUCUCUUUGGCGUACCAUCUAAAAUCUCUUCACUUUAGCAUAACUUACAGAAAAAGCACUAAAGUAAAUAUACUUUUUAAGUUUGUUUGCAGCUUGAAACGUAUCGAAAAACAAAAAUGUUGAAUGUAGUCAUAACCAAGUGGAAAAUAUUCAUUAGUUUUGAGCGCGUGUUACGUAACAUACAGAAGAUUCUCCACAAUUUACAUUCCGUUUUAAGAUCCAAGUCAUCGUAGUAAUCCAGGCGAGGCACCUGCUGCAGCUGUUGUUGCCUCAACGACUGUUCCUGCCGGAGAACGAAGAUGUUUAGAAUUUUCACUCGCUUGGGAUAUGCCCAUUGUUUACUUUGGAUCAAAGAAAAUGAAACAUUACAGGUAAAGUCCGACCAGAUUUAUUUACGAUAAAAAUCCAUAUCCAAUCUACAUGAUUUAUGUUCUGAUGCAGAUUGAUUUUACUUUAGAUGGUAUACGAAAUUCUUCGGUUACCAUGGUAACGCCGGUUCCACACUGGUAAGCCAUGCCUUAAGGACGUACCCGGAAUGGGAGGAAAAAAUCGAGGAGUGGCAACAGCCCAUUUUGCGUGACAAGUACGUGUUAUUAGUAAUAUUUGCAGUAGUGUGUUGUUUAUUUUUCUGUCUGCACCCAUUUUUGUCCAUGUCAAUAAUCUUGAAAAUAUUACCUCUUUGUGGUUCUAGGAACUUACCAGCUUGGUAUAAAUCUGGAAUAUUUAAUGAACUAUAUUUCGUUGCGGAUGGUGGAACGAUAUGGUUGGACGUAGCAAAAGAGGAGAGCAGGAAUACAGAAGUGAAAUAUCUGCCUGAAAUUGUAAGAAAUUAUGGAAGAUUUGCGUAUCUUGAAGGUUCGUGAUGGUUCGAUUGCGAUUAGAAUUGAUAAGGCUUCGGUUAGGCUGCAGUUUAGACCCGGUUACCUAGGGUUUGGACGUUUACGGUUACUGCGAUCAAUUGGCGGUUGACGCAAUGAUCUACUUAACAAUUAUUCGCCGACGUGGAGAUGAAUAGUGGAAGGAUAUUCACCUUAACGCUUCGGAACGUACGUCACUUUGGCUAUCGAGCCUCGUUUUCGUGUAUGUGACAUAAGCUAAAGUCCAACGUCGCAAAUACCAAAACGAGGCUUCUGUAGCCAAAAUGACGUACUUUUCGGGAGGGUGUAUUGAACAGGUGAAAUAUGGGCAGGUACGGUAAUAAUAAAUUUUGUGUUUCCUACUUAUUUCAGGUCAUGAAUACAGGAUGUACAACACAUAUGAUGUUCAUUUUUACGCAUCUUUUGCUCUCAUCAUGCUCUGGCCGAUGUUGCAACUAAGCUUGCAGUAUGAUAUUGGUAAAUAUUUAUGUGUUUAUAAAUAUAAUACUUAAUGACCACACCGCACCUGGCCUUAGUAACUCUUUCGCUAGAAGGCAAGUGGAUCAGACAAAUUAUCAUCUUCGUAAUAGUGUAACAAAUCUAAAAAAGUGCGACUAACACCAAGUAAAAAGUAAAAAGGUUCAUCUUAAUAGACUAUUUUACUCUUAAAGUUCCGUAUAUGACGUCAUUUAGGGAAUUGCAAAUUAGUUUUCUCUUGUUUUCGGCACCUAAAAUUCCCCAAAUGACACCAUAUCCGGCAGUUUCGAGAGCCGAAAAGUCAAUCAAGAGGAGUUUUUUACUACAAAGUUAUAUUACAUUUCUUAUAAUAAUCCAAAUACUUUAUUUGAGGUUAGUAGCACUUUACGAAAAGCUUAAAAUAUAGUGGCGCUGUGCUCUGGAAUCAGCUCUCAACCGAAGAAAAAUCAGCUGAAUCUCUUAAUUCAUUUAAGAUACAUAUUAGAACAUAUAGUUUGGAUCAUGUCAUGGUGUGUUUUCUAUCAUUCUAUUUAUUAUAUAUAUUGUAUUUAUGUGUGUUUUAGCUUCUCUUUUGCCAUCGUUUUAGCGGAUUAUGUUAACAAGAGUGAUUUUAAGCAAAGACUGACGAUGAUGAGCGGUAGAUCAUGCCCCAGGAAAGUUCAGGGUGUUGUGCCACACGAUAUAGGAGAUCCAGGUAAGAAUAAAUGUCAAAUUCUAUCAAGAACAUAACACAGUUAGUAACAUGCUUUAUUUACAUUAAAACCCUAAAUAUCCUUAAAAUUUUUAGUACUUUAACCAUCUUAAAAAUUAAUAUAGAUGAUGAACCGUGGACAAAUAUAAAUGCUUACACAAUUCACGACACAUCAGAAUGGAAAGAUCUAAAUCUUAAAUUCGUACUGCAGGUACAAUAUUAAACUUAAAGAACACAAUAUACUAAACAAUUCCAAUGGUGGCACGCGAUGGGAAAAGAACACAAAUGCAACAACGAGUAUAACUAAAACUGUAAUAUUAAAUACAUUAUAAACUCUUGGUGGUGAGCUGUUGGUUGCAUAGUGCAUGGUUAGUGCAUUUGCCUUCACCAGGAAAAAGUUAAAUUGUACACCUUACAGUGGUGUAGUUCCUUCCUUUAAAACUAAACAUCAACGAAUGUAACGACAAAUAUCAUAUCAAAAACGACGACGAAAAUCACAACAUCCACCACCACCACCACCACCACCGCCACCAAAUACAAGAACAAUAACGACAACAAGAAAACUGAUGAAAACAUUACUACGUAAACAAAAACAACAGCAACAACAAUAGCAACACAGAGACCAAUAGCAACAACAGCAAGAAUAAAGGCAACAAUGAUGGAGAUGAUCGGAGUAACAAUUUCGCAAACUAACAGCAACCAAAAAAACAACACCGAAUAUCGCAACAACAUUUGAUAUUAAUAAUAUGACAUAUUUUAUCUCAUCUUCCCUAUCUAGCUUUACCGUGAUUAUGUUUUCACUCAAGAUAUUCAGUUUCUGGAUGAUUUGUGGCCAGUAGCAAAGGUUAGAGCUGAUUUCUCCUUCGUAGAAUAAAGAUAAAUAUACAAUGAAUGUAUAUGUUCAUGUAGUCAUUUAUAGCAUGUACUGUCAUGCUUUUCAUUUCUUCUUUUCCAUAAACGUUUAGUGAAUGUGUUUGUAUAAAGAUUGUGAUCUACCUAUGUUGCAUGUUAUUUUUCUGAAAAGUGCAGAGCAGUAUAUUGUGGAUAAUUCUCGCGGUACAAUGAACGAGUAUAUCCGCGCAUAAUGUAAUAGGUUGCAUGAGCUAUAUAUUAUAUUCAAUGUUUGUAAAUCAUGAUCUUUCCUUCCCUCAAUGAAGACGGUGAUGGCAAAAGCGGUCAGUCAGGAUUCUGACGGUGAUGGACUGAUUGAUAAUUCAGGAUUUGCUGAUCAAACAUACGAUGCCUGGAUUGUAUCUGGCCCUAGGUAACAUUUUUAAGUAGAGGACGCUCGGAGACUGCGUGACCUAUGUUACAAUACAUCGUUGUACAGGAUAUAUAUAAAAAUCACGUUAAUCCAUCUCCUAUUUUUUUCGUACUAAUAAAUUUCAGAUUUUUAGCUGUCAAAUAACACCUUCUUUGUAUCAAUUAAAAGUGGCAAAAUUUCAAUCCAUUCCAAUAAUAUUGGGAAUGAGUUUUCAAGUUCAUCCCAAUUCGGAUUAAAAUUGAAAAACUUGAACAAAGAUACCGCAACGCUAUAGGCUUAGUCAUCAAGCCUUGGUUAAUUUCAACUUGAGAUUUAACACCGUAAUUUGGUGUUUAAAACAUUUUAUUAAACUGCAAGUUUCGCGAGAACCCAACAAAUUUACAAACUCAACAAAUUUUGAAAAUUGGAAAAACGUUUGAUUUCCAAUUCUGAAAUCUUUUGGGAGAGGACCUAAGGCGUUGUAUUCAUUUAUUUAUACCAGAGUAGCAACAUAAUUCUGUUGCUAUCACUGGUUGCCGCGAACUGAUAAACUUUAAUUUAUUUGUUUGCAGUGCGUAUUGUGGGGGCUUAUGGUUGGCCGCCUUGCGUACCAUGUCUGAAAUUGCUAAAGUUCUUAGCUAUCCUGAAGACAUCAAGAAGUAUAACAAUAUACUGCAACGUGGAAAGAAAGCCUAUGAACGUAAACUGUGGAAUGGUAAGUCAGAAGAAAAUUAGUAUCCCUGGUUUUUCUUUUGGUCACAACAUUCGUGAGCAAGUUUACAAGUUGUUACAAAUCUGUUCACAAGCUGUGGACAAGUUUUAUUCGUGCUGCUUGUUCCUAGUUGUUGUAACAAGUUUGAAACAAGCUUUUGACAACUUAUAACAAGCUUGGUGGCAUUAUCAGACUUGUUACAAGGUUGUUCUAACAAUUCUGAUGCAGUCACGAUAUAACAAGAAUGUCCCAAGGUUGACGACGCAAGGUUGUAACAAUAUUCUUAUAUCAUGCAGUUAUCGAACUUGUUGGAACAACCUUGCAACAAGUCUGAUAAUAUCAACAAGGAUGUUACAAGAUGUUAACAGCUUGUUCUAAACUUGUUGCCAAUUAACUUGAACACAACUUGUUGACGGCUUGUUGGCAGACUUGCUACAAGAGAUUUCUACGCGUGUAGUCAUACUAGUUUCGGAUGUCAUUAAAUUUCCUUGAUAGGCCGUUACUAUAACUACGAAUGCAGUAAGCGACGGUAUCAUAACAGCAUCAUGGCAGACCAAAUGGCAGGACAGUGGUAUCUCAAGGCGUGUGAGAUUGGACAACAUCCGAAUGAUAGGGUAAGUACACUGAUUUGAGGGCUGCAUGGAUUGAACAUGCUGUAAAAUGGGUUAUUAACCACUGAUUGUCUGGUGUUAUCUUUGUGCAAAACUAAAAAACAAUUCGCUUUGUAAAAUUUGAAUGUAAAUAUAUUAUGCCUAUGCCACAUAGUGUAUUUUGUGUUGCUCAUACUCUUUAGGUCUUCCCAAAAGCUCACGUGAUCAGUGCCUUGACAACAGUAUUUGAGUACAAUGUGUUGAGAUUUCAUAAUGGUCGACUGGGAGCCGUGAAUGGUAUGAGGCCAGACGGAAAGGUAGGAUGCAUGUGGCUGUUCACAUGGACAGGUUUAGUUGCCAUUGCCGAGAUCCUGCCUACAUGGGGAUCGGCGCUGCUAUUGUGUUUCACUUGGAACAUAAAUUUUAAAAACGGCGUUAAUUCUAAAAGUCUAAGCAAGUAUGAAAUAAACGAAAUUAACGUCAACCUGUUGCCAUGAACGAAAAUAGCAUUUCGCAAAAUGGACGCAAAUUCCCAAAAACAUGACGUGAAAUUUGUGAAAUUGGAAUAUUUUUUUUAAAUUCUUACCAUGGAAAUAGUAUGGAAAUUCAAUGUUCAUUUCUGGAUAUAGUAUGGAAAUAGUAUGGAUAUACUAUGGAUUUAGUGGUGCAAUUGCAAAUUUAAUACUAUGGAUUUCACAAUUUUUUCCAGUGGAAUAGUAGUAUAUAUAUAACCUACGCUUGAAGAUAAAACAGGUGGCUUUCGUCAUGCUACAAUUGAGUCCACAUGACGGGCAUUUAGACAAAAGUGUUAAAGUCUGGUGGGAAUGCUUGAAAGUUACCUAUGUGAAAUGUAUGUUCUGUACUUGACAAUUUCAUUUCGCCCAGGUUGACACAAGUAGCGUACAAGCAGAAGAGGUAUGGACUGGUAUUACGUACGCCGUAGCAGCUUCCAUGAUUCAAGAGGUAAUUUUAUAUAUUUUACAAUUUUUAUUCCCACUUAUCAAAAUCGAUAAGUGUCAUGCAUGCCAUUAUUUUGAAUUGAAUGGUUACAUGGGAAACCACUUGGCGUACGUACGACAGUAGUUUACACGAAACAUUUAAAGUGUUAAUUUGCUGCAAACAUCUCCCAGAAAACAUCACGAAUGUGGAUGACUUUCUUAUGUCCUGAGAUGACGUCAUAACAACUAUGUACAUGGUUUUACGUUUGCAUAAAUGUAUAUAAGAUUACGAUGGUGAAGUCACUCAGAGUAGCGUAACCGAAAAAAACGUUCAAUGGUACUAUCUGAAAAUGGUGUCUCAAGUAUUAAGGUUAUGAUUAGGGUUAAAAUUAAGUUUGUACUUAAAUGUAGUCUGAGUAUCUGGCUCCAUUUUACAAAUAGAGCAGACAAACAUCAUAAUCCGAUCACUCUCCACUCACAGUAAAGUUAAUAAUUAUUUAGUAUCCAAUCAAAAUGUCCCUGGAGAAAUUUAAAUGUCACACAAAGACAACAAUCUAAUUAUAAUAGUAUAGCUGUAAAUUAUCUAUAUGAUCGAACGUAGGUAGUGAUCAACUCGAAAGUUUAUGCUCCUUUGAUCACUACGCACCUUCACUUUAUCAAAUUAACUUGAAAUUAUUCAUUCAAAACAUAAUUAUUUGUAAAAUUUUGUAUACAUUUUCUUUGUUUUGUAAAUAGUGCACUUCCUGAAUAAAUCUCUAGAUAAUUAAAGCUACUAAAUAUGUCAUUAACAAUAGAGUAUAAUCUAACUGGAACCAACCUAUCAAUAAAGACAGAUUAAUUUUUUUGUCUGACAGACUAGUCAGGUGAAAAUGCGGCCAGACAAGGAUUUAUGUCAGCCCUUUUCCCUUCCAUCCAACCGCGUCUAAGGAAGGGAAAACAGAGCCUGAUUGCGAUGUGUCAGCUCAUGUGAAAAUGACCCUGAGUGCCCAUCUCGCAACAAAUAGCACAAAAGUAAACCUACGCUUAAUUUGAUUUAAGGGUUUGGUUGAAGAAGGAUUUCGCACCGCGUGCGGAGUAUACCGAAGUUGCUACGAGCGAUUUGGAAUGGCUUUUCAGACGCCCGAGGCGUACACUGGGAACGGUCGUUACCGUUCACUUGGCUACAUGAGACCGCUGAGCAUCUGGGCUAUACAGUGGGCGUGGGAGAAGAGAUCAAAGAAAAAAUACGGUACGGGAUCCUCGAGUCCAGACUCUUCACCGUGUGCAAACGAGUUUUACCUGUUAAACGGGUAUUCAGAACAAGAGGAAUACAACAAUGUGUUUAUCUGGGAAGACCGGUCUUUGAAUGUGAGUCCCAGUGAGACGCCAGUACGGAAAUUAUCUGCUGAGGAUUUAACAUCACCUCUAGACGAAGACUAUUAUGUUGACGCUUACAGCGACUUUGAAGACUUUUCAACCAUGGCUGUCCGCGCGAAGUCUGAUGGGGAACUAAAUCGAAGUCUGACACUCUCUUCAGGCUCCUCAAGGCGGAGCCGUGCUCAAAUGUCCGCAAGCGGCGAGAUAUCGGAGAAUGGCGAAACCUCAAACUUGUUUCACGAUAGUUUGCCAGGCUGAGACAUAAUUGUCAUGGUUUAAAUCGACCAUUAAAAAGUCUUUUAGUGGGUUUUGGUGCAAGCGCGCUUCGCCUCUGCAGAGGUCUGCUACCGUGUAUGCUUAGGGACUGGUCAUUAUUUAUGUUGGGGGGUGGCACCGAAGAGAAAAGGGUUGGGCAAACAAAAUUUUAAGCGAGUAAAAGGUUGGGUAAAUGAAAAACAAAACAACUCAAGGGUUGGGGGAUAAAAAUUUAUUAAACUUUCCAAAGCAUGACUCACUCAAAUGUUAAAGACUAAAAAGCAAUGUAAACAGUCUUAUGUCAAUACAAUAUGUAGAUCAAUCGGAAUCACUAUCUUGAUCAUCUUCCGAUUUGUCAGGAGGCAAAGGGUGUCUCCAAAGGAAGUACAUGUGCAGACAACGUGAAACUUUAGAGACUGCAGAAAAUUGCACAAGCAGUUAUCAAGCUCAUGUCACAGAAAUGGUGAAGGACAUGUGUGACAACUGAAUGGCAUCCUUUUGUAAAGUUGUUGGCCAGGGGUGGGUAUUUAUUUUUUAAUUGAUAUUUGAGGUUAGUAAAAAAAUCUUUUUACCAAGAUAAAAACAUUUCCCUUCGGUGCCACCCCUCGCCAUAAAUAAUGACUGGUCCCUUACACUGUUCGCACCCAAUUCACAACUCUGGAUAACCCACAACUUGCGAAUUUGGGCAUAAACAAACGGUUGGCUGAUUUUGUCUACUUAGUGAGUUUUGCAUAUUUUUAUGUAGUGACGAUAGUGGGAGAUGUGUAGGUGUUAUAAAAAAUACAAGAUUAAUUCACAUAAUGAAAAGAAUUAACAUCAAUCUAUAAUCCAUCUGGUCAUAAUAAUUUGUCGCGUCAUCGAUUGUUAAAAAUAGGUACGCUAAGCGUACAUGUUUAUUUGCGCAUAUAGUGUUGACAUGUGACCAUUAUUUCACUGUUGUUGUUGUGCUUUCUGUACUUGUCGUUGCUAUUAAUGUAGUGGUUGUUGCAUAACAGGGAGCAUUGAAAAUAGUGGACAUGUGUCUUGACACACCAUGCGAGGCAUUAUUACAGAGUAUACAUACCAUAUACAAAGGUCCUACUAGUAAGACAAAACGUAUGAUAAAUUGAACAGAAAUACUAUAAGUAGACGCUCUUUAAGAAAUUAGUCUAUGAACCGCGAAAAGAUUUAUCCCCAGCUUAAUCUUCAGAAAAGUACCCCCUCCUAAAAGCAUGCUGGUAUAUAGUUAAAAAUUUCAGAGUAUCAUACUAGGAUAUUAUUAAGUUAUGAAAAAUUUCCAUAAGUUGUAAUAAUUGUUACCUCAGCUAUACUUGAAAAUCUAGCAGUUAUAUGUGGUAUAUUGGCAAUGUGAUGGACUGUAUAUUGGCCAAUAUUGGUUGCCAAAGUUAAAAAAUAGUUAGCUACCUAGGAGAUAAUAAUUUAGAAAUUUAUCUACGGGUAUGAACUUUUAUAAUUAAAAUAUUUAUGCAUCAGUGUUAUUGUGAAAGCAAGCCAUAAGACAUACAUUAACCAUUACACAUCAUUCAAAAUCACAUAUAUUUCGACUGCUAGGAUAAUAAAAGCUAUAAAAACAAAUUUGAAUAAAUUUAAUCCCCAAAUCUGAGGAUUUAAUUUAUGCAUCAAAAAAGCAAUCGCGCCGAUGUUCACAGACCUUAUAUACUAAUUGUAAGAUCUGUAACACAGGCCACAGUCAAUAGAAAUGGGAUUCAAUUUAUCACUCUAUAAGCCGCCAUUUUGUUUAUUUUAGCCUGCGAAGCAGGCGUCUACAUGGAGCGGACUCGACCCGAGUGCUUGACCCAUACCAUACAGUAGAUAUGGUUAAUAACUAUGGUUAAUAACUAUCGUUAAACCAGGGCGCAGUAAAACACCUGUGUUUGUCCAUAGCCUAUCGAAGGGGAGAUGGCUGUGAAACUCAUUAGAAUAACAGUAUAACUCAUUAUCUAUGUUAGUCAACGUUUAUUCAUAAAUCUGGUCGUUUCACCGUCACGUGUGUAUUGUAUUUUUAACAAAUCCACCAAUAGCAAUUUCCAGUUUCCCUAUUGUUCGAGUCACGGAUAGGUGACUUUCCUAAAAUAUUGCUAUUGGUUAGUUGGGCAAGAAUACAAUACACACGUGACGGUGAAGGACCAGAUUUAUGAAUAAACGUUGAGCAACAUAGGUAAUGAGUUAUAUUGUUAUUCUAAGGAGUUUCACAGCCAUCUCCCCUUCGAUAGGCUAUGGUUUGGCUAAAAACUCGGAGGUUCGACACAAGGCCACUGGACGGUUGCGCGGGGCCCGAUGACGUAGUAAAAUUUCCCCCUAUUGAUGCAUAAUUGUAAAACAGGAGAAGCGGUGUUUUACAAUGUAUUACGCUUUUUGCAUAUGCUUUCCCCCCGUAAUUACUUACAGCUACUUACUAGAGGGGGUGGGGGUCGUAUAAUGCAAUGUUUGGAAAAGAAUGUCAUUAAGUUUCGCAAUUGCAACUUAAUGAAGUUGUUCACUAAUUUCUUAAAUUUGGAAUUAUCUAGGUACCAUUCGGUGUGCGUGCUUCUCGCACGACGCGUGUUUCUCGCAAGACGUGUAUCACUCGCGUUAAACACGCGGCGCACUCCUGUCAUUUGUGACAGUCUUACGUAAUUCUGCCCCUUGAAUAAUAGAUUUGAGUAAUUGCGAUCUAGUUGAUCCUUUGCUUGGUUGAUAGUCUAUGUUACCUUUAGUACGUGGAGCUGUUUUCGGGGCAGGUGGGGGAGCUUUGGGGGCAGGUGGGGGACCUUUGGGGGCAGGUGGGAGACCUUUGGGGGUAGGUGGGGUUAUGUGCACGGUUGGGGGUAUCUUUGGAUCGCGAUUUUCAGACUUAGGGGGAACCGGUGGUUUUUGCAGUGGUGGUGGCUUAUUAGGGAUUGAAGGUUUUGGAGGUGGCAAUUCUGAUGAUCUAGGGAUAUCGAAGGAUGUAGGUGAAUUUGGUGGGGAUGUCGAGGAGAAAGACGAACGACGAGAUGACAUUUCAUCAGAAUUCUCUAAAGCGUCAUGACGUUUUUGAAUUGCCUGUUUAAUCGAGUCCAUCAGAGCUUCCACUCCGAACAGAGGUCUGGCUGGCUCGUCACGUGGUUGAUCACGCGAUUCGUCGAAUUGCCCUUCCGGCUGAAUUUCAUGUGUUCCAGAGUGCACGGGUGGUGUCUGAUAGGGUGAAGAUGAGACAUACGUAGGUGAUGAAGGUACAUCGUUGGAUGACGUGAGUGCUUGUUUGCGUAGAAGGGGGUUGGAGACCGUCUCUGUCUCAGCUUCGUAGGAUACCACAAAAUCAUUGUCCAUUUCACGAGACCUGAAAUAAAACCAUUACCCGUAUUUUUACCAUAA